Amblyraja radiata (thorny skate) is the source of this 1164-nucleotide messenger RNA. Its product is annotated as superoxide dismutase [Cu-Zn]-like. Lineage: Eukaryota; Metazoa; Chordata; Chondrichthyes; Rajiformes; Rajidae. Gene Ontology annotation, molecular function: copper ion binding. Bases 39 to 515 code for a protein of 158 amino acids. The transcript has 5 exons. The record is from RefSeq and is a predicted model, not a curated record. Gene Ontology annotation, biological process: superoxide metabolic process.
CCCGCCCUCAGUGCGACCGUUGUGUGCGGUGGGCAAUUAUGGAGGUCACGAAGGCAAUUUGCUUGAUGAAGGGUCCCGGCGGCGUCAGUGGAACAAUCAAUCUGACAGCAGGGGAAGGUGGCCAUACAACCACUGUGAAGGGGGAAAUUUCAGGAUUGCCUGCAGGAAAACAUGGACUUCAUGUGCACACUUUUGGAGAUAUUUCCAAAGGAUAUAGCUGUGCAGGACCUCAUUUCAACCCCUGUAAUGAAAAACAUGGCGCACCACAAGAUAAAAGGAGACAUGUAGGUGACCUAGGCAACAUUGAAGCUGACGAAAAUGGGACAGCCCGCUUUGAUAUGGAAGACCGGCUGCUGCGCCUGGCAGGAAAACAUUCAAUUAUUGGACGUAGUAUAGUGGUUCACGAGAACGAAGAUGAUUUGGGCAAGGGUGGUAAUGCAGAGAGUCUUGAAUCAGGAAACGAUGGAACAGGUUUAGCUUGGGGUAUAAUCGGAAUAGAUGAAGACCCCAAAUAAAUAUGUGGUAGAAAUCCUACCUAGAGACACUAUGACUGAUUAUUUUCUUAAAUCAGCACCUAUUAUUGAACAGCAAUUGAUUCAAAAUUACAUGCAGAGAAAUAUGUAUUGUUUAUAGCAACAUGCAUGUAAUUGUGAACCAUGUCAGUAAUUUCAUAGCCUAUUUAAAGGGCAGCAUAUUUCAAAGAAAAAUUGGAAUCAACUUUUUUCUUUAAGUAUGAAUAUUGAUAUCAAAUAACUUGGAUAUGUUACUAGGUCUACAAUGCAAGAACUGAACUGACAUGACUGAAAUAACCUAGUUUAAUACCAGUACCAUUAGUAAUUUAAUUUAUUUUUUACGUCAGACGAAAUUACCUUCAAGCCAGUGUGACUCUUAGAAUUCAUUGCUUGAACAAUGAGAGGAAAAGUAAAUGCUGUUCAAAUUUAUCAAUUGUUUUAAAUUAUAUUUUAAAGAAAGGGCAAUGUAAUGAUAUCCCAUAUUCUAUUGGGUAAAAUCUAGUACAGUUUAUUUUAAUUUCUUAAACUGAAAUAUUUACUUAGCAUUUAGCCAUAAAGUACUUGAAAAUAUCAAGCUCUUUUCAUGCAUGUGAUUUAACACCAACAGUCUGUCAUUUCCCCAAACUGGUAAAAAUAAAAAUUAUCAUCAGUC